AUCAAUAUAUUCCUUAUUAUAUAGGGAGAUACCACUUGUGUUAUCACGAAGGAGUCUUAAUUUCAUUAUGUAUUUUCGCAAGUUGGCAUUGCUACCGUGCAUUUUGUUCUUAUGGACAUGCUAUAAAGUUUUCGCGUUCUCUUAAGUUCUACGAGCAGUCAUACCCUGGACCUUUGGUUUACCAAGGAAAUAUGAAUUAUCGUGUUAUUGUUAAAGAAUAUUUCGUUGUGCAUCAAUCUUAUAAGAAUGGUUAAUAGACGUCUUGAGAGAAAAACGACAGUUGGGAUUUGUUUUCCGCUUGAAAGAGCGGCAUCGUGAAACUAGGUAGUUUGUCCAAAUGGACUUGCCGUAUUAUUUCCGCAUUAUAGUUAAUUCCGGGGUCCACGGAAGUGAAGAGUUCUGAUACUCCCCAGUGACCAUAAAUGAAGCCGGAGCACCGUGAAGCGAUACUGCAGGCGUGCAGCGCGGCCUCGCUACGCGUCGGCGCCAAGAUCCAGACGCUGUGGAGCGGCUACGGCGAGAUCGUCCGCCUGCAGUUGGAGGGCUGCGGGCGGCCCUCUGUGGUCGUCAAGCACGUCAAGUUCCCUGCCGCGCGGGCUGAGCACGCCGCCGCCGACCCGGCGGCCGAACGCUCCCAUUUGAGGAAGGUGAGGUCCUACGAGGUGGAGACCUACUGGUACCAGAACUACACCACCAAUCCUAGGUGCAGGAUACCCGCCUGUCUGACCGCUUGCGCCCAUGCAAACGAGAUGCUCAUCGUGCUGGAGGACCUGGACGUGGCCGGAUAUGACCAAAGAAGAACCAGCGUGAAGGAUGACGAGAUGAGGGCCUGCCUCAGCUGGCUUGCCCACUUCCACGCUCACUUCCUGGGCGUGUCCCCGCGGGGCCUGUGGCCAGUCGGCACCUACUGGCACCUGGAGACACGCCCGGACGAGCUGGAGGCCAUGGGCGACGCCAGGCUGAAGGUGGCGGCCGGCGCCGUGGAUGCAGCGCUCAACGGCUGUCGCUUCCGUACAGUCGUGCACGGCGACGCCAAGCUGGCCAACUUCUGCUUCUCCAGUGACGGAUGGGACGUGGCGGCUGUGGACUUCCAGUAUGUGGGCGGCGGCUGUGGGAUGAAAGACGUGGCAUACUUCCUGGCCAGCUGCCUUGAGGAGAGAGAGUGCGACAAGAAGGUGCCGGUCCUGCUGGACCAUUACUUUGCAGAAUUAAAGUGCGGGGUGAGCACCCAGGUAGACUUUUUGGCGCUGGAGGAAGAGUGGCGGGAGAUGUUCGCCUUCGCCUGGACCGACUUCCGUCGAUUCCUGCUGGGUUGGAUACCAGGACACCGGAAAAUCGACCGCUACAGCAAGAGGCUGGCUGAUGAGGUUCUGCACAAGCUCAAGCUUUGAAUGCAAAUAAAAAGAUCAGUUUGACAGCUUUUAUUUAUACACUACUUACAAAUAUUUGGGAGUUUGCAAUAUUGGUCUUUCGGGCCCAACAUCUCAAAAGCCCAACAGUUUUUGUGAGUUUUGUAAUAUAGUACACACUAGCAGAAAAAUAUCAUUUCAACACAAUAAUCAGAUUUUUAAAAAUAGAGAGAUUUUUUUGGAUGUUAUGUGACUGAUACAAAAUAAAAAUCAUGUCUGUGGCUGAACUAUUAUAUUUUUUGUAUGUCUGACCUCGUUUCAUUUCAAUACAUUUUUCCAAAAAAUAAAGCCUUAAUUGUCCAUAAACCCACCUUUCAGAGGUCUUACAAAUGUGUCUAUUGUUUCAAAAAUUGUAACAUUAAAAUAGCACUGAACUAUUGUAAAACAGUUUUCUUUCCUUUACAGUAUAUUCAUGUUUUGAUUUUGAGUAAAAAUGCAAU
Molecule: messenger RNA, 1849 nt
Organism: Phycodurus eques (leafy seadragon)
Lineage: Eukaryota; Metazoa; Chordata; Actinopteri; Syngnathiformes; Syngnathidae
Gene: pkdc
Product: protein kinase-like domain containing
Exons: 2
Coding region: 423-1391 (322 amino acids)
Source: RefSeq, a predicted model, not a curated record